This is a messenger RNA of Gekko japonicus, 1815 nucleotides long. It is a transcript of the gene NSUN3, whose product is annotated as NOP2/Sun RNA methyltransferase family member 3. Gene Ontology annotation, biological process: rRNA methylation. Gene Ontology annotation, cellular component: mitochondrial large ribosomal subunit. Gene Ontology annotation, molecular function: methyltransferase activity. The coding region runs from base 376 to 1482 and encodes 368 amino acids. The transcript has 6 exons. The record is from RefSeq and is a predicted model, not a curated record. Lineage: Eukaryota; Metazoa; Chordata; Lepidosauria; Squamata; Gekkonidae.
UGAGCAUAAAUGGAGAAAUACAUAAACAGCGCACUCGGCCGGCCGGUUGAACAAGCUAUUCUAGGUCGCUGGCGGAAGAUAUCGUCUUCGAAUACUCCCCUUGAGAAACCCAGUUAAAAUUGUGCGCAUCAAGGGGAGUCGCUCAACCCUACUUAGUCCCUGGUGAGCUGCUUUGCUACUGUCUGGGAGAUUUCAUUCCUUCCGCUUACGUGGAGGAGCAUUCAAAAAAGCGAUCUCCCCUCCGGAUGCCUGAAAUGGUACCGUCCGUUUGUAGCCGGCUUGCCCCGCACGGUGAGACCAGGCCGGAGUUUCCUGCGGUCUCCGCAGGAGGGCGGCGGUUAGCGCUGUUCGCAGGCAAAAGGUUCGCGAGACGCCAUGUGGCUGCUCCGGCGCCCGGGACCUUUGCCCGGGAUAAACCCCCAUUCCGCCGCUCGCCAGUUCAGGAAAUCACACUCGUCUGUCCUGCAGGAGCUGAAAACAAAAUCAGGAGGAAAGCUUCAAAAGCAAAUAUGCCAAGGUGUUCUCAGUCAUUUUGAAAAACAGUACUCCAGGGAGUUGGGAGAAGCGUGGAAUUCAGUCAGGAGAGUGCUCACAACGCCCCAAUGUUGGCAGUAUGCUGUCCUCCUUAAUCCAUUCCAUUUUUCCUCUGAAGUGGAGAAUGACUUGCUUUCAAAGGAUUAUCGGCUCCUUUUCCCAGAAUCCUCAUCCUGCUUUCGACCAUCAUUCAAGUGUUACAUCACUAGUGCUCCUGGUAGAUUCCCUGCUCAGAAACACAGAGCUGGUAGACUGAAGGAAUAUUAUCUGCUGAAUGCAGCUUCUGUUCUGGCAGUGCUGGCCCUGGAUAUAGAGAAUGGGGAGAAGGUUUUGGAUAUGUGUGCUGCUCCAGGGGGUAAAUCAAUAGCAACACUUCAGUAUGCUUGCCCAGGUCUUCUGCAAUCCAAUGAAUAUGAUAAUUUGAGGUCAAAUUGGCUGAGAAAUACACUAGAAUCUUUCAUCCCGGAAUCAUUGAUGAAUCUAGUUAUCAUUUCUCAGUUGGAUGGAAGACAAAUUGGAAAUCUCCAGCCUGAAAGAUUUGAUAAGGUACUAGUGGAUGCCCCAUGCUCAAAUGACAGAAGCUGGUUAUUCUCUUCUGAUAUCCAGCAGGCUACCCUAAGGUUAGCACAAAGGAAAGAAUUAUCUGCUGUACAGAUACAGCUGCUAAGGUCUGCUAUCAAGGCCUUGCACCCAGGAGGAUCUCUGGUUUAUUCCACGUGCACUCUUUCUAAGGCAGAGAAUAGUGAUGUCAUAACUCACAUCCUUGACACUUGCAGCAAUGUUCUGCCUGUGGAUAUAAGCACCAUAGCCAAAUCUGCAUCCAAAGAAUUCACUCUUGCUUCAGAUGUCCAGCAACAUGAACUUCUAAUACUUCCAGAAAUGGGAAGAGCAUGGGGCCCAAUGUACAUAUCUAAACUAAAGAAAGUAUCCACACAGUUUCUUGUGUGAUUUUUGUAAGUCAUAUUGACUUUCUAGGAGAUAAAACCUUUAAUGUUGAAAAUUUAAUAAGGUACUGGAGGCCAAUUAUCUAUUUAUUUAGUGAUUAACUUCCAUCGCAUAAUUUUCACUAUGCAGUUUGAAAAAAACUGAGACAAUUGUUUCUUCUGUGGGGUUUUAAAAAUUAUUUUUAAAAAGAAAAAUAAAUUCCUGGAACACUUCUUUAGGUAUGUCAUGAUCCUAGACCUACAGCAGUGUGGCCUGUACUAGAGUAACUACAGGGCCUACGUUUCCCGGGCCACUUUGGAUCCUGUGAUUGGUUAAUGAGAUUUGGAGAGAAAACUU